CUUAUUAGAGAGGGCAAAAUGUAAUCUAACUGUUAGUUCAGGGACUUCCAUGAUACUUUUACCUUUGUCUACCUGUAACGAUAAAUAAAAUCCCGGAAAAAGUUCCCAUUUUUCACACUUCACGCCAAUCGGAAUCAAUCUCUGGGAUUUAAGGAUGGGAAAGAGGAAAUCAAGAGCAAAGCCUGCUCCUAAGAAGCGAAUGGAUAAGCUUGAUACCGUUUUCAGUUGUCCCUUUUGUAACCAUGGCACCGGUGUCGAAUGCCGCCUGGCAAUGCCAGCAAAUUUUUUUAGUGACAUGAAGAACUUGAUCGGCGAAGCCUCAUGCCGGAUUUGCCAGGAAAGCUUCAGCACUGUUAUAACAGCUUUGACAGAAGCAAUAGACAUAUACAGCGAGUGGGUCGAUGAAUGUGAACGGGUUAACAACCUUGAAGACGAUGAUGGAGACCAAGACGAAGGUUUCAUGCCUAGAAAACGGGUUUCGACCUGCGAUUGGGAUUAGCAAUUACCAUAACCAGGUAUGUUUUAGAACUUGCUAAGCCUGUAAUUAUGUUAGCUCCCAUGACCAAUCAUUCUUAUUAUGCUGAUAUGCACAUUCAACAGCAUCUUACAAUGAAUAGUCUAAGUGAUUGAUUGAAUGGUGAAGGAGCCACAUGGUUGAAGAGAUAUUCUAUGUUUUCGUUUUGUAUGAACUAUAAUGCAUGUUGAUGUAAUGCAAAUAUUACUAUGACCUAUUAGGCAUGGUAUUGGAUGGAUAUUUGCAACUUUUAAUUAUAUUAUCUACUAAUUAUUCGAACUUUGCUA
Molecule: messenger RNA, 801 nt
Organism: Gossypium raimondii (Peruvian cotton)
Lineage: Eukaryota; Viridiplantae; Streptophyta; Magnoliopsida; Malvales; Malvaceae
Product: transcription elongation factor 1 homolog
Exons: 6
Coding region: 155-499 (114 amino acids)
Biological process (GO): transcription elongation by RNA polymerase II
Cellular component (GO): transcription elongation factor complex
Molecular function (GO): RNA polymerase II complex binding
Source: RefSeq, a predicted model, not a curated record